AUGGGGAUCGCUCACAGCAUCCCCGGUCAGGAUUGCCUCCUCGCCGCAGUUGGUCACAACUCGAGACUCGUGGCUUUCCAAGAUGACGCCUUCUUUCACUUACGAACGCCACCUGUUUACAAUCUCGACCGUCCAGUGACUCCAAUUGCCGUUACCUUUCCAGAGAACUCGGAGCAGGUUGCCAGCAUUGUACGAUGUGCGGCAAGUAACGGUUACAAAGUCCAGGCGCGCAGUGGAGGGCACAGCUAUGGCAACUAUGGCCUGGGAGGCGUCGAUGGUGAAGUGGUCGUUGACUUGAAGAAUCUCCAAGAUUUCUCAAUGGAUCCUUCCAGCCACAUCGCCACCUUUGGAUCGGGGACCUUGCUGGGCGAUCUUCACUCGCGACUAUACAAUGCCGGCAAGAGAGCCGUGGCGCAUGGAGCCUGUCUGAGCGUUGGCAUGGGUGGGCACUUUACAAUUGGCGGACUGGGUACGAUGUCGCGGCAAUGGGGGAUGGCUCUGGACCAUAUCAGAGAAGUCGAAAUGGUCCUUGCUAAUGGAACCAUCGUGAAUGCCUCCGACUCCCAGAACCAGGAUGUCCUGUUCGCGAUCAAGGGCGCCGCUGCGAGCUUUGGCAUUGUCACCAAGUUCAAGUUGACCACUCAUCCCGCACCGACACAAGCCGUGCAGUUCUCCUACACACUCAACUUGGGCAGCACGGCAGAGAGAGCUCGGCUCUUUAAAGAUUGGCAGCGGUUCAUAUUUACCAAGAACCUUACCCGUCAGGUCUCGAGUGAGCUUGUCGUGUUCGAGUUAGGGAUCUUGCUCUCGGGGACAUUCUUUGGGUCGCUCGAUGAGUGGAAAAGCCUGGAAAAAGAGCUGGAUUUCCCGGCUGCGGAUAAAGGAAGUGUGAUCAUUUUGACAGACUGGCUGGGUAUGAUCGCGAGCCAAGCCGAAGACCUCAUUGUUCAGGUCGUUGGCGGCAUCGCCUCUGCAUUCUAUGCCAAGUCGAUGUCCUUCACAGAUGCAGUUCCGGAAGAAGGUAUAGACUCCUUGUUCAAUUACCUUGCCUCUGCCAUGAAGGGCACCCCUGCCUGGUUCAUCAUUUUCGAUCUGGAGGCGGGUGCGAUUAACGACGUACCAGUGAAUGCCACAGCUUACGCACACCGCGAGACAAUCAUGUGGAUGCAGUCCUAUGCAGUCAGUCUCCUGGGUCCAGUAUCACAAACAACCAAAGGGUUCCUGAAUGGCAUCAACAAUGUGGUCUCCACCUCCCGUCCGGGUGCUUUCUAUGGCGCGUAUCCCGGCUACGUUGACCCCUUGCUCGAAAAUGCUCAGGAAGCUUAUUGGGGAUCCAAUCUGCCGAGAUUGCAGAGCAUCAAAGCGCAGGUUGACCCGAUGGAUAUUUUCCACAAUCCUCAAAGCGUUCAAGUCGUUUUAGACCAUUCUUAG
Molecule: messenger RNA, 1431 nt
Organism: Penicillium brasilianum
Lineage: Eukaryota; Fungi; Ascomycota; Eurotiomycetes; Eurotiales; Aspergillaceae
Source: the annotation of a GenBank genome assembly